AUGGAGCAUAUUGUUAUCGAGAUCCCUCAAGGAAGAGAUGUUGUGAAGUCUCUUAUAAACUUAGCUCGAUCUCGACAAGCAGGACUCACCGUGUUGAGUGGCUCUGGUUUAGUCUCUGAUGUUACCUUUCUCUUUCCAGAAACACGUGUUAUUGGUUUCCCCGUUGAAGGACCAUUCAAUAUAAUAUCUCUCACGGGAACUUACAUAAAUCCUUAUAUUUGUCAGGCUUCUCCCUCAUUGUUGAAUAUUGCCUCGUCUAAUUCAUAUUUCUCUAUCUUUGUCUCCAACGGUGACGAGGGACACGUUUAUGGUGGAAUUGUUAAAGGAAAGAUUAUGGCUGCUAGCAAAGUUUUGAUUACCGCGGCUCUUAUUAAAAACCCUAAUUUUCAUAGGUUUGGUAAUGUUGGUGGAAGUCUUCACGAGAUGCCAAAUGAUAGGCUGCAAGUGAUCAAUAAUGGUCGUUUAGAAGACGAGUCCAACAACUUUACUAACACUUAUGAUUAG
Molecule: messenger RNA, 504 nt
Organism: Vicia villosa (hairy vetch)
Lineage: Eukaryota; Viridiplantae; Streptophyta; Magnoliopsida; Fabales; Fabaceae
Product: AT-hook motif nuclear-localized protein 28-like
Exons: 1
Coding region: 1-504 (167 amino acids)
Cellular component (GO): nucleus
Molecular function (GO): DNA-binding transcription factor activity; minor groove of adenine-thymine-rich DNA binding
Source: RefSeq, a predicted model, not a curated record